CUUUUGCAGAGCUCAACCUUUGGCAGGUAUACAGACGGCAGAGGAGGCGAGAGAACUAUCUACUUGUGCAAGGCGCUUAGGCUACGGGAAGAAGUCUGAAAUCAUGCCAAAAAGACCUCACUUGAUUAGCAUACAACGGGUGAGCUAUGCACAUCCUUCGACCGAAGAACGAUCGGGGAACAAGCUUGGGUGGGAACAGCCCCAGCCAGCCCUUCUGUGCUCUUCCAUCCCAUCAGCCCAGUGAGAUCACCGAUUUCGAUGCCCCGCCGUCGGGUCCCAGUCGCAAAACCGCACGCACAGGGACUUGUCGCCCGCCGCCUGGCCAAGGCUCCCUUGGAAUACCUACCUCUGACAGACGGGCACCGAACCUUCCACAACCAGGGCCUGUUGCUUCCAUCCAGCGCCGCCGGAGGGCUUCUUCUACCACUAAAUGCCCCGGGCGCCCCAGUCAAUGCUUGGGCCCCCUUCAGAGUGAAAGGUCCUAGGUACGGAGGUACUUGGGCACACACUUACCUGCUUCUAUUGGCCAUUUCCUACAUACAUAUCACGCACCCGGUCGUUGCUGCAACAUCCAACCACUUCUCUUCAAAUCUUCCUUAUUUUUCUCCUCCUUUCCCUACCCGACCUUUAUCUUGCUUUUUCACCCCACGUUUUCAAUUGCAAACUACUCUUCAAGGGUUUACACCCCAGUUGCAAAAACAAACUCCCACGAUACCAUCGAGCACACUCACACUCGUGGCGAUAUCCACGAGCCCAUAGGUUUGAUUAAAUAGACGACCGUACUAUAGACUGCUACAAUGGUCAAAGAAACCAAGCUGUACGACCAGCUGGGCGUGAGCCCCACGGCAAACCAAGAUGAAAUAAAAAAAGGCUACCGGUAAGUGGCAAAGCAUCUCACGAUGCCUCUCUCUUCCCCCCCUCUCUAUUUCCGCCGCCGUUGUUGCC
This is a messenger RNA of Colletotrichum navitas, 945 nucleotides long. RefSeq lists its product as uncharacterized. The transcript has a single exon. The coding region runs from base 259 to 759 and encodes 166 amino acids. The record is from RefSeq and is a predicted model, not a curated record. Lineage: Eukaryota; Fungi; Ascomycota; Sordariomycetes; Glomerellales; Glomerellaceae.